Brettanomyces bruxellensis is the source of this 1038-nucleotide messenger RNA. RefSeq lists its product as uncharacterized. Gene Ontology annotation, biological process: mitotic recombination; nucleotide-excision repair; meiotic mismatch repair. Gene Ontology annotation, cellular component: nucleus; nucleotide-excision repair factor 1 complex; ERCC4-ERCC1 complex. The transcript has a single exon. The record is from RefSeq and is a predicted model, not a curated record. Gene Ontology annotation, molecular function: damaged DNA binding; single-stranded DNA binding. The coding region runs from base 1 to 1038 and encodes 345 amino acids. Lineage: Eukaryota; Fungi; Ascomycota; Pichiomycetes; Pichiales; Pichiaceae.
AUGGUAGACGAGAGUGGCAAAAAAGAUGAAGGUGAUGGGAAGGGUUCGGCUUUACCAUCCAGCACUGAUACAAGUUCGUUUUCCAGUAUUUUAGCCAAUGUUGCUAAAAUGCGGGCACAGGCUAGUGGUGAUAUUCAAAAGGGUGAUUCAGCACAAAAAAGCCUAAAUAGUAUAUCCGGUACAAAGCCGUUAUCAGGUGUGCCAUAUAAAUCCUUAAAUGGAGUUAGCGAUGUAUCGCAAUUUCGAACGGCUCGUCAAGUUCAGCAUGAUAUAAAUGCAAAUAUUAGAUAUGGGUCUCAGAAGAAGCCGAAACAAGUGAUAAUUAGGGGCCAGUCGGGAAAGAAAUCGAAUUACGAAACUACAAAACAUACAAGACUCAGAAAGCAUACAUUCAGUUCUAUUCAGGUUAACAAAACACAAAAUGGUAAUCCGUUACUCACAUAUUUAACCAGUGUCUCAUACAAAUUCAACGGUCAGAUUCAUGACGUCGACUACUUAGUGAACUCACGCUGCUUCGCCAUCUUUUUGUCGGUAAAGUAUCACAAGUUACAUCCUGAAUAUAUAUACCAUAAAAUACAAAAGAUUGGAUAUAAUCCCUCCAACAAAGGAAUGCUACGGUUAAUGUUGGUUCUGGUUGAUGUGGAAAGUUCGGAUGACUCCAUGCGGGAGUUGAAUAAACUGUGCUUGCUUAAUAAUCUGACGUUAAUUGCUGCCUGGUCUUUCGAACAGUGUGCAGACUAUCUAACCGGUCUAAAACAAUGUGAGAUGAAUACUGCGAAAACUCUGAUUCAGGGAAGUUCAAAGCGAGAUGAUGACAUAGAUGACGAUCUAAGCUAUUAUAAGCGUGUUGUAGAGAUUUUAACCACGAUAAAAGCAAUUAACAAAACCGACGCUAUCAAUUUGGUUUCUCAUUUUGGAAGUCUUAAAGAGCUUUGCCAAAAAGCAAAUGAAGCAAAUCUUCAAGAAAUACCUGGAAUGGGACAAAGGAAGAUAAAGCAACUUUUAAAGGUCAUUAACGAUCCUUUUGUGUACAGGUAA